AGGAAGCCAGAGUACCAUAUCUUCUCUAUCCCCAUUGUAUUCCCACUAGCUUGUAUGGUGUCUGCCAUGCAAGGAAAGCUCGAGACAUUUUUGUGUAAUAAAAGAAUAGCCAACAUGUGUUAAAUGACGUCUCAGAAACCAUACUGAGUCCUCUGCAUGCAUUUUCUCACAUUGGAGAUAUUACCGUUCCUAUUUUACAGACAGGGAAGCUGAGGUUCAGAGAGGCCAUGUGACUUGCUGCCAGCUCCACCGGUGGCAGGGCUAGGGGUCUCGCUCAAAGCCUGGGCACAAAAGCUCACCACUGCCCUGUCUCCCUUGGGUGGGGGGUGUCCUCAGGGUGUCCCUGGCCCCAGCCUUGCGUCCUCUGCUCUUUUGUUCCUGUGAUUCCUGUGGUGUAUGUACCUUUGCUGGCAUGUGAGAGAAUUCUUUCUAGGCGGUGACCAGUUAAGUAUUUUUUAAAUAACUAGAUAUUUAUUUAAUGUGUAUUGGGGGGAAACGACUUAGCACAACAUACUUGUGGUUUUCCUGCAAUUAUUGCUUAAGAUAAGCCUGAAGUAAUAGAAGUGAGUUAUUCAAAGUUCAUUUAGGGAAAAAUAUUAAGCAAAUAAGGUGUCAGGUGGCGUAAGGAUAUGGUGAAGAUUUGGGAUGUUGAGUGACUGAAGCUUGGGGCUUUCCUGUGGGUGUGUGAAACCUGUGCCCCAAAUCCCAGCCAGUUCUCAGGGCCCCCUCAGGGUGGGCAGGUCUCAGAAUCUCAGCCCAGAACACCCAGCAGACUGUCUCAUGUGCUGUUUCUUUUCUCCGGGCAGGUAGGUCAUCUUGAAGGAGGGCCUCAUAGACCAGACACAGGUUGAAAGAAGGGCCUGGGGGUCUACCACACACCCAGCCCAGGAGGGCCCCACGGUUGCACCUUGCCCCAGCUCUGGGACUUGGCUGAGGAAGACAAAACUGCAGAGAGCCAGAGAGGAGACCCCAAGAGGAGCAAAGACCAGCGCUCACACAGGUGGCAGCUCACACAGGUGGUGGCCUGGCUCCAGCUUCUCCGCAUCACUAAGGAGAGGCAGCACCAUGCUGGGUCCCCACCUCCCACCUCCACCUCGUGGACUCAGCAAAGACAGGCCUACCCCCUGCAACUUCCAGAUCCCUGAUGGGAGCUACAGGUGUCUGGCCUUGGAGGCUGAGGAGAGCAGUGGCGAGGAGGGCCUGCAGGGAGAGGCCGGGCUCAUGAACUUGGAGGAGGACAAGGUGGCCAGCAGGAGUGGGGACAACUUGGCCUGCAGAGCCACCCAAGGGGCACCAGAGCUGCCCCAGACCCUGGGCAUCCAGGCACCCAGCUGCUCCAGGGCAGCCCGAGGGGGUCCCCAGCAUGAUAGCAGGACCAGCCAGGACUGGGACAUGGUGAAGGCUCAGCAGGUGAUGUCCCCCAGCCCCCGCCCCAGCGCUGGGCCCACGGUUGCCCAGAAACCAGCAUUGGGCCAGAGCACCAGCAUCGAGAGAGAUCUGAAAGAGGCCAAGGCCCGGAGCCGGCAGAUCGCAGCCCAGCUGACCACCCCUCCCAGCUCCAACUCCCGCGGGGUCCAGCUCUUCAACAGGCGCCGGCAGAGGGUGAACGAGUUCACCUUGGAGAACCACGGCCGGAGGGGACAGAAGCCCAGCCAGGAGUCCCUCAGGGUGCCCCCUGCCAGCCCCACGGGCUAUGCCUCAGGGCUCAGCUUGAGUCCCACCUCACUCCCUGAACCAGGCCCUCCAAGGAACACCGACAGCCAGAGCCCUGACGUAGGGGUCCCUGCUCACAGCAUGGAGGGAUGUUCAGAGAAGGCCAACCUGCUGCGGCACCUGGAGAGGGUGGCCAGCGAGGAGGAAGAGGUACCACUGGUGGUGUAUUUGAAGGAGAACGCAGCCCUGCUGACGGCCAAUGGGCUGCACCUGUCCCAGAACCGAGAAGCCCAGCAGAGCCCAGCAAGCCCGCCGACGGCUGAGGUCCACAGCCCCGCUGCAGAUGUCAACCAGAACCUUUCCUCCCUCCCCGCCGCCCUCAUCACACCAGCCUCUAACAGCAACCACAGCCCGCCGGCCGCAGCCAUCAACCAGAACCCGCCGGCACCUGUCACUCCGCAGAGCCUGCCGCUUUCAAACAGCCAGCAGCCCUCGGAGGCCCAGCUCCCUCCCAAUGGCACCGUGUCAGAUUCCAAACCCGGCGCCCUGUGUUCCAGCGGGCAGCCCCCGGAGCCAGCCGCGGAGGUGAGGUCCAGCACGCUCCUCAUUGACAAGGUGUCUGCUCCACCUAGCACCACCAACACCUUCUCCAGAGAAAUGACUCCGCCCUCCAGCUCCGGGACCCCAGCCCCAGAUUUCAUGUCCAGCUCCCUGCUCAUUGAUGUACAGCCCAGCGCCCCAGCAGGGUCAGCAGAGCAAGAGACACCUGGGUGGGCAGCCACACCCAUGCCCGCCAAGCUCUACAGCGAGGUCCACUUCACACUGGCCAAGCCCCCGUCAGUGGUCAACAGGACCGCCAGGCCCUUCGGGAUCCAGGCGGCAGGGAGCACCAGCCAGAUGGAGCGGAGCCCCAUGGUAGAGAGACGACAUCUCGGGGAGAAGGCCCUGGCUCCCCAGCCCCCCAGCAUUGCAGAAAGGAGCCCUCGGCCACAGAGACACGUGAUGUCCCAUAGCCCCAUGGUGGAAAGAAGGUCUGUGGCACAGCGAAGCCCUGCCUUGGAGAGACGGCCCUUGGGGAACUUCACCCCACCCCCCACCUAUGCCGAGACCUUGUCCACGGCUCCCCUGGCUUCUCGGGUUAGGUCUCCUCCCUCCUACUCUGCCCUUUAUCCCAGCUCCGACCCCAAGCCUUCUCAUCUGAAGGGCCAGGCAGUUCCUGCCAGCAAGACGGGCAUUUUGGAGGAGUCGAUGGCCCGCAGGAGCAGCCGGAAAUCCAUGUUCACCUUCGUGGAGAAGCCCAAGGUGACCCCGAAUCCAGACCUGCUGGAUCUGGUACAGACGGCCGAUGAGAAGCGGAGGCAGAGGGACCAGGGGGAGGCAGGUGUGGAGGAGGAGCCCUUCGCGCUGGGGGCCGAGGCCUCCAACUUUCAGCAGGAGUCAGCACCCCGGGACAGGGCCAGCCCUGCGGAAGAGAUCCUCCCGGAGUGGGCCUCGUGCCUCAAGUCACCGCGCAUCCAGGCCAAGCCGAAGCCCAAACCCAACCAGAACCUGUCUGAGGCCUCGGGGAAGGGGGCUGAGCUCUAUGCCCGCCGCCAGUCCCGGAUGGAGAAGUACGUCAUCGAGUCCUCGGGCCACACCGAACUGGCCCGCUGCCCUUCACCCACCAUGUCCCUGCCUUCAUCCUGGAAAUAUUCCACCAAUGCUCCUGGCAGCUUCCGAGUGGCAUCCCGUAGCCCAGCUCGGACCCCGCCCGCCUCCCUCUACCACGGCUACCUGCCUGAGAAUGGGGUCCUUCGCCCUGAGCCCACCAAGCAGCCUGCCUACCAGCUGCGGCCCUCGCUCUUCGUCCUCUCGCCCAUCAAGGAGCCUGUCAAGCCCUCGCCGAGAGCCGCCUCUCCCGCCAAGCCAAGCUCCCUGGACCUGGUGCCCAGCCUCCCCAAAGGGGCCCUCCCGGCAUCCCCGGCCCUGCCUCGGCCCUCCCGCUCCUCACCGGGCCUCUACACCGCCCCCGGCCAGGACGGCCUCCAGCCCACCACCGUGAGCCCGACCUACAGCAGUGAUAUCUCCCCCGUGUCGCCCUCUAGGGCAUGGUCUCCCCGCGCCAAGCAGGCCCCCAGGCCCUCCUUCUCCACCCGGAAUGCUGGGAUUGAGGCUCAGGAUCGCCGGGAGAGCCUGCCCACCUCCCCGCCCUGGACGCCGGGCGCCUCCCGGCCCCCCAGCAGCCUGGACGGCUGGGUGAGCCCGGGGCCGUGGGAGCCAGGCCGGGCGAGCAGCAUGAGCAGCCCCCCGCCGCUCCCGCCGCCGCCGCCCAUGUCUCCCUCGUGGAGCGAGCGCUCGGUAUCCCCGCUGCGACCCGAGGCCGAGGCGCGGCCUCCCAGCCGCCAGCUGCAGGCCCUCCUGGCGCGAAACAUCAUCAACGCGGCCCGGCGCAAGAGCGCCUCCCCGCGGCCGGCGGGCGCCGAGAGCCUGCGGCCCUUCUCUCCGCCCGGGGCGCAGCCGCCGCCGCCGCCGAUCCCGCGGAGCCCGCUGCCCGCCGGGCCCUCGCCCUGCGCCAGCCCCCGGAGUCCGCUGCCCGCGACGCCCAGGCCCUUCCCCUACCGCCGCUCGCCCACGGACUCCGACGUGUCCCUCGACUCCGAGGACUCCGGGGCUAAGUCGCCCGGCAUCCUCGGCUACAACAUCUGUCCCCGCGGGUGGAACGGCAGCCUGAGGCUCAAGCGUGGCAGCCUCCCCGCGGAGGCCUCCUGCACCACCUAAAGCCGCCCCCGCUCCCGCUCCAUCCCCACCCCGGGAGGGCUGAGCCAGAGGAAGAGUCGUGGGGCUUGGUACAUCCCAGCAUCACGUCGGGGAGGGAGGGUGGGGGGGGGGUGAGAUCUGGCCGCUUUGGACAAGGGGUCAGGGGAGGAGUGCUCUGGGCUUGGGGCUGGGGUAGUGAUCCAGGCUUGGCUUCUAGCCCUUAUUCUAUCAUUCAGUCAUUGUGUGACCCUAGGCACGACCCUUCCUCAGUCCGACCCUCAGCUUUACCUUCUGUUUAAUGAGACUUUGGCCAAGGCCAUCUUCACAAGUCUAAAUUUCCCCUCCCCUCCCAUCAAUACGCAUACAAACAUGCGUGCACACACCUGCCUUGAAAGAGUCAGGGUGUUGUGUAUAUGGACCCCUAGACUCACUCCAGUACAGGGUUCCAUACUCCUCCCUCUCUUCCUGGCUCUGCGCUCUGGAGUCUGGCAAAUGAGGGGUGUGUUCACAAGCUCCUAGGCCUAAGUUCCCUGUCCCCACCCUGGCUUGACCAUCCGCCUCCCUGGCACCAAGUCCCAGGCAGGAGCAGCUGUUUUCCACCCCUUCCCAGACAAGCUCUAUUUUUACCAUGGUGACCUUUAGAGAGGUUUCCCAGGCCAGCUCAAGGUGCCCCGCUGGCUCCUCGGGAGAUGAGAGGUGGAAAGAUUCCUCCUCCCAGAUCCCUCUCGUGCUUUUCCUGCACCAGCUCACACCGCCGGGGUCUCUUAUCUGUGGCCAGAGGGGAGAGUUGGAAGGUGAUGGCUUACAACCCCAGCCCCAGGACUUGGGCCUCCAGGAAUGCUAAAAAAGGUGCCCCCAACCCAUCUAUCUUUUCUGGGCCCUUUCAUGGCAGGUUCCAGGCUCAACGCUGAGCUGGGGAGAGAAGAGUUGAUAUGGGGCUAUCUGCUCUCCUGUGACUUUACCUGAUGGCCCUGAGUUGAGGUUGCCCACUUGGAAAAGGGGAGGCAAGAGUUCCUUGUUAUGGGAGGUAUUCAGGCAGUAGCCUGGAUGCAUAGAGGAGAUUCUAGUAGGAAGUGGAUUGGCUCAGAUGACCUCUGAGGGCUCUUCCAGUCCUCACAUGCAUUGCAUGGGGUUAGGAAGGGAGGCGGAUGGUGGUGGAGGAUUGGCUGGGCAGAAUUUGGGGAGAGAUGAGCAUGGGUGGGUGAGUGAGGGGUUAGACUAGAGUCUGCCUCUGUUUCAGGUUCCUUAGGGAAUACCCCAUUCUUCAGUUAGGCCCCAGUAUCCAUAUCAUACCCAGAUGAGUGGGCACUGUUCUGCCCCAUCUCUUUCCCGUUACACUCUGGUCUAGCUGGUGUCCGGUGCCCAAUGACCUUGAGGAGCCUGGCUGCAGGCUGUGGCCUGUCGCUCAGAUCUUGGGGUGGUCCUCAUUCCAAUCCCCAGGAGGGACAUGGGAGGAAUGUGGCUAAAUUCUGUGGUUUCCAGAGUUGGUUGGUGGUGCCCUCUAGAGGUUCAGAAUAUCAGCUUCAGGAUACUAAGUGCAGAAGAGGGUGGGGUGGGGCGCUGGCAUCAGCUGAGGAUCAGAGAUGUAGGAGAAAGGAUACCAAGGAUGUUGCUAACAGUGAGGGACCGAGUGCGAUUUGGGCUUACUCACCCAUCAGGUGAUGUUAGACCUGGAACCCGUAAGUAAGGCUAGGGAAAGCUGGGGUUAGGGUGGGAGAGAGUCAGUGGGGGUCUUUGGAAUUGAGUGAUCCCAGAGGGUGCCUAGGGCCUAAGGAUGGGGAACACAGGCCCUGACAGUGGGAAGAUAAGAGAGUGUUCCUGCUUGGUCGAUGAUGAGUUGACCACAUUUACUGAAGUCCCCACCUGCUUCAGGGUUCCUUGUAGCAUGGGAGACUGGGGCUAAGGGCCUCUUUCACAGAAGAGAUGCUAUCAGGCCACUGGUUGAUGCCGUAGCCUAGAAAAUCCACUUCUGCCUGCAUUUCCCCCAAAGAACCAGCAGGAGGCAGCCCUGGAAAGCUGCAGUUCCACCUGGCUGCUCUCCCUGUCACGGCUUUCUCCCCCCAUCCUCUCUAGCUCACUAGACACUGCCUGUGUUCUGUCUUUUGCCUCCUGUAGAAUUCAUCUCUGGCCCUCAAUAAAUGCUUCCUGCAUC
This is a messenger RNA of Ailuropoda melanoleuca (giant panda), 6541 nucleotides long. RefSeq names its product synaptopodin (gene SYNPO). Gene Ontology annotation, cellular component: stress fiber; Z disc; nucleus. Gene Ontology annotation, molecular function: actin binding. The record is from RefSeq and is a predicted model, not a curated record. Gene Ontology annotation, biological process: positive regulation of actin filament bundle assembly; modification of dendritic spine; spine apparatus assembly. NCBI's taxonomy places the organism in Eukaryota, Metazoa, Chordata, Mammalia, Carnivora, Ursidae.